AUGGCAGGAUCGGAUUCUCAAUUCGAGCAGGGACACACCGUCCCCAUCUCCCACCAAUCUGCCCCAGGAAAACAACACGAAAUGGCCGGCCAGUCCCCCGUCAAUGACCAGCUGCCCACCUCCUCUGGCGGCUACCAGCCCUACCGCGCAGCCUCCAAGCUCGCUGGCAAGAAAGCCCUGAUUACCGGCGGCGACUCGGGCAUCGGGCGUGCUGUGGCCAUCCUGUACGCUAUGGAGGGCGCAGAGAGCACCAUUGUGUAUACACCAGAGGAGGAGAAGGAUGCGCAGGAUACGAAGAAGCUAGUUAGUGAGAAGGGAGGAAAGAUCCACCUGAUACAGGCGGAUCUGCGGGAGGCAAGCAAGUGUAAGAGUGUGGUUGAGGAGGCGGUCAAGAACAUGGGGGGCGUCAACGUGCUGGUGCUUAAUCACGGAUACCAAAUGAUGAAGGAGACAAUUGGCGAGCUGAGCGAAGAGCAAUGGCUCAAAACCUUCGACACGAACAUCCAUCCCUUCUUCUACCUCUCCAAGUACGCCCUUCCGCACAUGUCUCGCGGCGACACAAUCAUCACCUGCGCCUCCGUGAACCCGUACAUCGGCCGCCCGGACCUCCUCGACUACACCUCCACCAAAGGCGCCAUCGUAGCCUUCACCCGGGCCCUUUCCAACCAGCAGCUCUCCAACGGCAUCCGCGUCAACGCAGUCUGCCCCGGCCCCAUCUGGACCCCUCUCAUCCCGGCGACCAUGAACGAAAAGGCGCAGAAGGAAUUUACGAGUCCGAUGGGUCGGCCCGGACAGCCAAGCGAGGUUGCGACGUGCUUUGUGUUCUUGGCGAGCGCGGAUAGCAGUUUUAUUUCCGGGCAGAGCCUGCACCCUAAUGGUGGUGUUAUCGUUGGAUCGUAG
Messenger RNA from Drepanopeziza brunnea f. sp. 'multigermtubi' MB_m1, 900 nucleotides. RefSeq lists its product as uncharacterized. NCBI's taxonomy places the organism in Eukaryota, Fungi, Ascomycota, Leotiomycetes, Helotiales, Drepanopezizaceae. The record is from RefSeq and is a predicted model, not a curated record. Gene Ontology annotation, molecular function: oxidoreductase activity.